Messenger RNA from Chroicocephalus ridibundus (black-headed gull), 3930 nucleotides. RefSeq names its product transmembrane protein 267 (gene TMEM267). Bases 633 to 1292 code for a protein of 219 amino acids. The record is from RefSeq and is a predicted model, not a curated record. NCBI's taxonomy places the organism in Eukaryota, Metazoa, Chordata, Aves, Charadriiformes, Laridae. The transcript is spliced from 4 exons.
GACCACGUUUUUAUAUCUUAAUGAGGGAAGGGACGGGUGGUUGCUUGAGGCGAAGCGGACCCUUUCCCCCGAGGCAUAAAAAUUGUUGGCCAUCUCUGUGAUCUUUUUUAACGUUUUCGCCGCCGCGUGCCUGCCCUGCCUUCGUCCCUCCGGAGUUGCACAUGCCGCUUGUGUUUUAAUCUUAAAUUGGAUUAGCCGUUUAUGAUCCGGAUGCUGUUGUAGUUAAUGAGGGUAAUACAUAAACUGCUCAUGGGGUUUUUUUCCUUCUUUUUUUUUUGUCUAAGGUGACAAAUGAUUUUUUUUUUUUUCCUACGCUGGAUAGUACUCUGUUCUGUGUCUACUUACUAAAUAUUUUUAGGAUAUUUCUUUCAGCUCUUCCUUUUAGAUACCCUCAGUUCCAAAGAACUCAUUAACGAGAAGGAUGGAACAAACGGUGUUGGGUCUUUCCUGCACUGGACUGGGCAGACUGGAUUCAGAAAGCACAGAGCCUCAACGCUGAAGCAUAGGCCACAUUUGCUACUGGAAUAAGGCAACUGCAAUGGAAAAAAUAUGUUCUCCCAGUGCCAGGAAUAACUGACGAUACAAAGGACAAUGCACAGUGUACAUCCUGGUGACAUUUUGUGUGCUGUGACAUGGUUUUUGCCAUGGCAUCUGAGACUGACAAGGCCCAUGCUCUUCUCCAAACUUUCAGCGCAGCUUCAGUUAUUUCUAGUCUGGGUUUGGGAAUAUUCUGCUUUGUAGCAGACAGACUUCUGCAGUUUUCCUUCAUUCAGCAAAAUGACUGGCUCCGAGCCUUCUCUGAUAAUGCAGUGCAUGGUGUACUAGGAAUGUGGUCCUGGGCAAUAGUGAUUGGACUCAGGAAGAAAAGUGACUUCACUGAGGUCACUCUGGCUGGCUUCCUCGCCUCCGUCAUUGACGUGGACCACUUCUUUCUUGCUGGGUCCCUGUCAUUAAAGGCUGCUCUGACUCUUCCACAGAGACCACUUCUUCAUUGUUCUACUGUGAUUCCUGUUGUCGCUCUGACAUUAAAGUUUAUUAUGCACCUUUUCAGGCUUAAGGAUUCAUGGUGCUUUCUUCCCUGGAUGUUGUUUAUAUCCUGGACUUCUCAUCACGUCCGUGAUGGGAUUCGUCAUGGCCUCUGGAUCUGCCCAUUUGGAAAAACUCCUCCUUUGCCAUAUUGGCUGUAUGUGGCAAUUACAGCAUCUUUACCUCAUCUAUGUUCAUUUAUUAUGUAUUUAACAGGCACUAGAGAAUUAAUGUCUAUAAAACAUGGAAUCCACAUUGAUGUAUAAGAAUGAUGGCUUUUAAAGGAUGUUUGUAUUAGCACUUGAAAUAUGCUGUCUGUUUAUCACUGAAGUGGUUUCCUUAUGUUUCCUACGACUUCCGAGUUAGGCAUUUUAAGCCUGUGGAGCCAGUUACAGCUCCUUUGUCAAUUCCUUGUGGUCAUAGAAGCCUGUAUAAUGAAUGGUAAUAAUUUUAUACCUAUACAUUCCCCUUGUAAAAUUUGUGGUCUUCCAUUAUAAUUCAUGUAUAGCUAGCUGGUUUAUAAAGUACUUAGUCUCUCUCUGUAGUAAUUACGUUACGUCUUACUGUCACGGUGCCAUUCAUCUGAUAACCAUUCACUUUGGAUUUGAAUUCUGCCUUUAGAUAAUACGUUUCCUCUAGGUAGGAUUUGUAUAGGAUUAAAAAUGUAAAGUACUAUAUAAAUCCUAAGUAUUAGUGGGAAUGUAGUAGUGUAUGGCACUUCUAAAAAACAUCAGUUAGCCUUUUAAAUUUAUUUAUUUGUUUUCCUGAUGGACUCCUGUAUUCAACUGUUUUAAAAGAAACAUGCAACCGCAUCUCUUUGAACAUUGGUAUCAUAUGGUGUUUCUACUAAAUUCUAUUCCUCUGUAGUUGCUUGGUACUCAAUUUGCAGAUAAUUACUAGCUAUGAUUUGUGGUUAGAAAGGAGAAGACAGUUUGGUUACAGUAUUAUGUAUCUUGGACAAAUUGCUGAAUUUUUAAAAUAUACUAAUUUUGAAUAUUAUUUAAUUUGGAACUAAGGAAUUUUAGUAAAUAUUUAAGGAUUGUGUAACGGCAAACUUAUUUAUUACAGUAAAACAUAAGCUUUAGGGAAGAUGCAGGAAUUGCUAAAAAUGUGAGUUUGCUUAAAGACCUUACUGCUAUAUUCAUAAACACUAUUUUUCAUUAAGAAGUGCAAGAUCAUCUUUAUAAUUAUAAAUAAAAUGCGUUCUUAUUAUACAGAAAUAGAAAUUUUCUCAUAAAUAAGUUCCUUAAGGAAAAAUGUUACUAUGUUACAGGUUCAGCUAGUAAUUUGCACUGUCGACUAUUCAAAGCAACAGUUUCCAUUUACAGAAAUUUCUCAGAAGUCCCAAAGUGAAAAUUAAGCUCUUCUGUAGUUUAGUGUACAAACUGAGAAAUACCUGUUAAUAAUUGUGGUUCUUUCAUUUUCUAUUCAUUGAACUCCAUUGCCCAUUAAGGAGAUGGGGACUCAAUUAUUCCAGUUUGUGAUUAAUAGUUAUCAAAAGGGAUUAUUUUUAUGGAAGAGCAUAUAUAAGGUAGCAUGUGCAGAACUUUAAAUUUAUCAGAGAUUGCAAAGCUUAGGUGAUGUGUUGAUACUACAUUUACAUUAGUAAAUUUAUAUUAGUAUGAAGUACAAAAAAUUACAGAAAAUAUUAACUGGGAUGGCUGCCUUAAUGGGUACCAGAGACCUUCUGUGGAUGCAAAGUACUAAAGUCUCUCUGCCGCACAUUAAGCUAAUAUAGAAAGCAUUUCACCCUUUUAAAAUGUGCCCUCCCACAAAAGGAAUGAAUGCUUAUGGACACUUGUCUGACAAUACAAUGGGCCUGUUUAGCCUUUAUUAUAAAAUAAACAAAAAGUUUUUUUCUUUUAAAGAAGAUCUGAAAAGCAGAAUAGUCCUUACAGGAUUGUCCUCAUACUGUCGAUUUCUGUCUUCUACAGUAUGUAAAAGUUUCCCAGAAACAGAAGGGUCUUGCUGUAGAGCUCACAGAGCAGGAACUGUCUUUUAUCCAAAGGCAUGAUGGUUUAGUAGAGGAGGAGUGUUGCUCGUUCAUUUACUUCUAACAUGUAUUUUAAACAGUCAACUAUGACGUGCCAAUAAUGAAUAUAUUUUGUCCAAGAAGUGAACACUUAAAUCCAUGUAGAAAAUUUUCUGUGUUCUUGAUUCAUGGUAUAAUAUUUGUAUAAUUUUGUGCUUUAUCCAGAUUUGUUGCAAAGGGAAAUGUAUAUAGGAACAAAGUGUAGAAUUACACUUUCUCAUUUUUAGACUGUAGCUGUAGCAUUUUUGGUAGGUAUAUGUCCACCAACAGUCCUUAAGAUUGGUACUGUACUGUUCUAACCAUGCUUAAGGAUCAGUUAAUGGGUACAUCUUCAGCAGUUUAAAAACAUGUAUUUUCAUUCUCUGUAUUUCCAGCGAUAUUUGUGGGUUUUUUUUAAAAUAAUUUUCUGCUGUAUUGCAAAAUACUGGUUUUCUGGUCAUAUUCAUAUAACAGUUCUACCACAGCAAUAGGUAAACACCACUUAGAAAUGCAUUAAGGAAAGUAGCACGCACUUGUGACACAUGACUUCUUUCCCCCUCCCUCCAAACAGACAUGGCAGAGUCUCACGCCUCUUCCUGACGUUUAGGGAACUUUAGUUCAGGCCAUUGACAACUUUUCAAGGUAAACUGACACAUUGCAUGUAAUGCUGUAAUUUGUAGGUAGCCAGAUUAGAGAACAAAGGAGAUGUUAAAUAUUUGUUUUAGCCUGUGUCACCUAGGAGAUACACCUGCCUAUUACAAAUGAAUUGCCUAACAAUUCCUUACCAGUAUUUCAUGUAUAUUUCAAAUAUAUUGGUAUUUCCAACUAUGCAUUGAUACCUGCCACGUGUAGCAAAACCACGGCAAAAAUAAACCAAGAUACUAAAAACGUAA